AUGGUACAACAAAAUCAUUUUGGGGGUGCUGCAGUAGAAGACCCAAAUGCUCGUCUUGGAUCAUUUUUGGAAAUUUGUGACACGGUGAAGAUGAAUGGGGUUACUGAAGAUGCAAUUAGACUCCGCCUAUUCUCAUUCUCUUUAAGGGAUAAAGCAAAGAAAUUCCUCACCAAGUACUUUCCACCUUCUAAGUCAGCUCAACUUCGGGGUGAAAUUAGCCAAUUCAAACAACUCGACUUUGAGCCAUUCUAUGAAGCCUGGGAAAGUUUUGAAGAUUUGCUUAGGAGAUGUCCUCAACAUGGGUUCCAGAAAUGGGUGCAAAUUGAGAUAUUUUAUAAUGGGCUAAAUGGGCAGACAAGGACUAUGGUAGAUGCAGCUGCGGGAGGCAUUUUAAUGGCUAAAAUAGUAGAGGCUGCAUAUACUUUAUUGGAUGACAUAGCCACUAACAGUUACCAAUGGCCAAGUGAGAGAUCAGGUGUAAAGAAAGUAGCAGGACUUCAUGAAGUGGAUCCCAUCACUGCACUAGCAGCUCAGACAGAGGUUGCAAACGAGCAGGCCCAAUAUGUCGACAGUAGAAACUACAAUCAAAGAGGAAGCUACCAAGCUAAUCACUAUCAUCCAGGGUUGAGGAAUCAUGAGAAUUUGUCAUAUGGCAACAAUAGAAACACACUUCAACCCCCACCCGGAUUCAACACUCAGAAUUCUGAUAGGAAACCACCCUUGGAAGACAUCCUUGGGACGUUCAUUUCUGAGACAAGAUCAUGUUUAAACAAAAUUGAAUUACGGUUGGAUAAUAUUGAAACACAUGUGUCCAACAUGGGAGCCACAAUGAAGAAUCUUGAAGUGCAAAUUGGCCAAUUGGCUACAUCAAUGAAGUCUCAGCAAAAAGGAAAAUUUUCCGGUGACACUGAGGUUAACCCACGGGAACACUACAAUACGAUCACCCUAGGGAGUGGUAAAAUGGUUGAAGAAAGCAAACCUAAGAAGAUUAUGGUGUCUACGUCGGAUGUCAGAGUUAUAGAGGAAAGGCAGAGUGAAAGGCAAAAAACUGAGGCAGAGGGUACAAGAUCUAUAAGCCUUACUUGA
Olea europaea var. sylvestris is the source of this 1086-nucleotide messenger RNA. RefSeq lists its product as uncharacterized. NCBI's taxonomy places the organism in Eukaryota, Viridiplantae, Streptophyta, Magnoliopsida, Lamiales, Oleaceae. The record is from RefSeq and is a predicted model, not a curated record. The transcript has 3 exons. The coding region runs from base 1 to 1086 and encodes 361 amino acids.